CACUUUCUGUAACAGUUAAAAACCUCCAAAUUUAUGUUGAAAACCUGAGCCUUUGGGCCCCGAGAGCCGCGUGAAUCCCGGAUAGCCCUUUGAAUCAGAAACCCAUUAAAAUAAUCUGAAAAAGUUUAGCAAACUUACCAGUCUCCCGUGGGAGAGCGAGUUCAGACUUCUGCCUCUUCUUUCUCCUUAUGUUCUUUCCUUUUUGCUUUAUGUUACUGUAGUCUGUAGUGUACUUGCUACUAUUUUCCAUUUAAAGAACUGAUCUGAAGUAUCUUUCUUGCUAGAUUCUCCCUCUGUAAUUCUGACCAAGAAUUUAUUUUUCUUCUGGGUUUCUUCAGAACCUCAUGCCCUUUUUCUCCUCCUUUUAAACUUACUCUAAUUCUUUCAACACCACACUUUUCACUUCACAUCUCUCUUUGUUUUUGUCUUCGCCUUCUUGUCUUGUCUUUAAUCUUCUGCAUUACAAUGGAUGAAUAUCACUGCAAAAGAAGUGGACAAAUUCCAGCUUUUGGUAACUGGGAUUAUUCAAACAACCUGCCGAUUACUCAGUAUUUUGAGUCUGCAAGGCAAGCUGGGUUGCUUCGCUACAGUUCUUCUUCCGGUGAAUCUGAUCUUUACGUACGCCGUAGCUGCGGAGGCCGUGAUUUACCCGCCGGCGAUUCUAAGAAACCUUCUCGAAGUGUCAAUGGUUCUCUUCCCAGAAAGACAAGAGUGGGAGAAAAGCGAGGCCCGCAAGUCAAGGAGCAGAAAAAGCAGCAACAAGUGAAGAAGGUGUGUGACAAUCACGUGACUCAACCCCCGAGAAAGCAACCACCACCACUACCACGCUCUAAAUACGGCGUCGUCACGCCCACCCAACCACCUGUUCGUCCUCCCAAAGCCGUCGAUGAAGAUCUCUACAAAAUCCCCCUGAGCUCCUCCACUCCCACAACAACAGGAAGAAAAUGACAGGAUUCUUUUCAUGCCUGGUGCCUGCUUGUGCCUCUUGAGUUUGGACCUUCACAACCAGCUUGUCUUAUGGUUGAGGUGGAAUGUUUAAUUCAGUAAUGUAAUGGUCUCUGUGCACAUUAUUUUCCAGUAAAGUUAAUGUGUGAUAUUAGCUAAAAUCAAGCUGUGACACACUGAGAAAGAAGAAGAAUAGAUGUUAAAUUUCAGUAGCAGGUAAAUUGUGAAAUAAUAAAGUUAGUGAUUCUUAGCCUUA
Mangifera indica (mango) is the source of this 1201-nucleotide messenger RNA. RefSeq lists its product as uncharacterized. The record is from RefSeq and is a predicted model, not a curated record. The transcript has 4 exons. Bases 466 to 948 code for a protein of 160 amino acids. NCBI's taxonomy places the organism in Eukaryota, Viridiplantae, Streptophyta, Magnoliopsida, Sapindales, Anacardiaceae.